AUGACCGACGGAGCAAAAUGUAUCAUCUUGUGCCUUGAUGGUACCUGGGAUAACAGUGACAAUAGCUACCAGAAGCCGACACCCCGAAAUCCUAAUACCUCGCUACAGGUUCCCUCAAAUGUUACUCGCGUCUAUCGCGCCCUGGCAACACAAAGCCUAGAUGGCAAACGUCAGGUCAUGUACUAUCAUCCUGGUCUUGGUACUUCCGGUAAUAUUACUGACACCAUUGCCGGCGGUGCAUUUGGUGCGGGAAUAUCCGAAAAUAUUAAGGAAGCGUAUAAUUUUAUCGCGAUUAAUUAUGAGCCCGGAGAUAAAAUUAUAAUUGUGGGCUUCUCUCGUGGCGCUUUCACUGCGCGGAGCGUAGCAGGACUUAUUACUGAGAUCGGCCUACUCACUCGCAAAGGCAUGGAAGAUUUCUAUCCAAUAUUUAAAGACGCAGAGAACUCAACGAAUCCUCAUUACAAGGAUAAGUYCCCUACUGUMCCUUUCCCCGACAAGCCGAAACCACCGAAUCGUGAAGAGGAAUACAAGCGUCGUCUCGAAGAGUUCUACGACACUUCUCUGUCAAACGGAAUCGAGUACGCCUUCCAAGCUCUGGCACUUGACGAAACUCGCACUCCUUUUGCUCCGGCCGUUUGGGAACGGCCAAACAAUGUUCGGACCGAUUUACGACAGGUAUGGUUUCCCGGGUCUCACGCGAAUGUCGGUGGUGGAUAUCCUGAUCAAGAAGCUGCCGAUAUCAGCAUGGCCUGGAUGAUGGAUCAACUGGCUUCCAUUGGUAUAGGCUUCGAACAUGCAACUAUCGAGAAAGUCUUUCGAGAAAAUGUCUCCUACUACUACAAUUCUCGCUCGAAGGCGAGAUCAAGCGCAAGUGGUUCCAAACGCAAGACUUGGGCUCAAUGGGCGAUCUCUUCUGUCUAUAACGAGCAUAAGCCAGUCCGCCCAUGGGGCUUGGGUCAAAUAUACGAUGCCGAGGUGGGCUUCUAUCACCUCGCUGGUAAAACGGUUCGCAAGCCUGGGAUGUAUCAUCGCAUAAAUCCUGAUACAAGUUCUCCGACUCCUGAGUUUCUGGUCAAUACGAACGAGCGCAUUCACCGCUCUGUUCGUAUCCGACUAGGUCUCGAUGGCCUGGGACUCGACGAUAUUGGAUUGUACAAAUGCCCUGCUCUCUUCGAGAAAGGGCCUUGGCGUCUCCGACGGAUGCGUACCAGGACCUGGGAGCUCGAUCCUCGGUAUCCACCUUGGAGUCUUUCGGGUGAUCCAGGUGAGAUACUGGAUGAGGGUCGAGACUUUUGCUGGGUGUGGGUAUAUGCCGGACCCAGGACUAAUGCGCCGCCGGAAACAAUCAUGAUAGAAGAAACGCUGGGGCCAUAUGAACGCAAAUUGCUCCGUCUUAAUAAAGUGUAUCCUUCACCUAUCCUACACCUUUGGUUCCCCUAG
Molecule: messenger RNA, 1440 nt
Organism: Talaromyces amestolkiae
Lineage: Eukaryota; Fungi; Ascomycota; Eurotiomycetes; Eurotiales; Trichocomaceae
Exons: 5
Coding region: 1-1440 (479 amino acids)
Source: RefSeq, a predicted model, not a curated record